Molecule: messenger RNA, 1011 nt
Organism: Fusarium vanettenii 77-13-4
Lineage: Eukaryota; Fungi; Ascomycota; Sordariomycetes; Hypocreales; Nectriaceae
Exons: 3
Coding region: 1-1011 (336 amino acids)
Molecular function (GO): oxidoreductase activity
Source: RefSeq, a predicted model, not a curated record
AUGAAGGUAGCUAUCGUUGGCGCAUCGGGCGAGACAGGAGGCUCUAUCGUUAAAGCCCUCUUGGAGUCAUCCACACCCAAGUUUGACAUCACCGCUCUAACACGACCGGCAUCUCUUACCAAGCCUGAGAACCUCGAACUUGAGAAGCGUGGAGUCAAGUUGGUGGCAUGCAAGCUUGAUGGCCCAGAGGAUGCCUUGGUGAAGUCGCUGUCUGGACAGGAUGUGGUCAUCUCGGCACUCGAGCCGGCCGCAUUCGGAGCCCAGAUCCCUCUCGCCAAUGCUGCUAAAGUCGCCGGAGUCAAACGCUUCGUCCCCUGUGCCUUCGCGACUAUCGCUCCCCCAGGGGUGAUGAAGCUUCGAGAUGAUAAAGAGGACAUCUUUAAUCACGUCAAGAAGCUGUACCUUCCCUACACCAUUAUUGACGUGGGCUGGUGGUUUCAAUUGGCAGUUCCGCGUCUUUCAUCUGGCAAGACGGACUACGCUAUCGUCGUGCCCGAAAAUACGGCUGCCGGGGACGGCAACGUCCCUUCAGCGUUUACUGAUAUCAGGGACAUCGGCCCAUAUGUGGCUCGUAUUAUCAGCGACCCAAGAACGUUAAACAAGAUGGUCUUUGCUUACGACGAGGUCGCAACCACAAACCAGAUCUAUGAGUUGCUGGAGAAGUUGAGUGGAGAGAAGAUUGACAGAACUUACGUACGUCACCAUUCUCCCCUGGGUCAGGACAUGGCUAACCAAAUUCAUUCGUCCCAGUUAUCUGCUGACGACAUCGAGACUGGCCUGGCACAGAUCGAAGGAUCCGACGAUCCCACGGCCCUCAACAAGCUCUGGAUACUGCAAUACCUCCGCUCUUGUGGAAUCCGUGGCGACAAUAAUCCCGAAUAUGCCCGAUACCUAGGAUAUGUUGAUGCCAAGGAGCUGUACCCAGACUUCAAGGGAAACACGUUGGAAAAGUACUUUCAAGAGGUUUUGGUCGGCAAGGCAAAGGGUGUAUAUAAGAAGAGAAAGGCAUAG